Helianthus annuus (common sunflower) is the source of this 2130-nucleotide messenger RNA. Its product is annotated as chaperonin CPN60-2, mitochondrial. Gene Ontology annotation, molecular function: ATP binding; ATP-dependent protein folding chaperone. NCBI's taxonomy places the organism in Eukaryota, Viridiplantae, Streptophyta, Magnoliopsida, Asterales, Asteraceae. Gene Ontology annotation, cellular component: mitochondrion; cytosol. Gene Ontology annotation, biological process: protein refolding. The record is from RefSeq and is a predicted model, not a curated record. The transcript is spliced from 18 exons. Bases 201 to 1898 code for a protein of 565 amino acids.
AUAGCAGGCCCAAUAGUUUCAACGGGCCGGAUCACAAAACCAACCCGAGAAUUCCAGUCUCCGGGUUAUCCAAAAACCCUAAACCCUCAAAACGAAUCAGAAUUUCUUCUGGAACCUUCUCUUUCACCCUUAUCCUUUCUCUUUCGAUUCACUGCACCACCUCCGCCGCAGCACCACCGUCCACCAACGCCGCCGCCGCCAUGUACCGUCUCGCCGCCAACCUCGCGUCCAAAUCAAGGAUUGCAAGAAACAAUGCUCAGCAGAUGCGAAACUAUGCUGCAAAAGAUAUUAAAUUUGGAGUGGAUGCUAGAGCUUUGAUGCUUAGAGGUGUUGAGGAGCUUGCUGAUGCUGUUAAAGUUACCAUGGGUCCUAAGGGGCGUAACGUGGUCAUUGAACAAAGUUAUGGAGCUCCCAAGGUGACGAAGGAUGGUGUCACAGUGGCAAAAAGUAUCGAGUUUAAAGACAGGGUUAAGAACGUUGGUGCUAGUCUCGUCAAGCAGGUUGCUAACGCCACCAAUGACGUCGCUGGUGAUGGUACCACUUGUGCAACGGUUCUAACGAAGGCAAUUUAUUCCGAAGGCUGCAAAUCAGUUGCAGCUGGAAUGAAUGCCAUGGAUCUUAGACGUGGGAUCACCAUGGCCGUUGAUUCAGUAGUCACAAACUUGAAGAGUCGAGCCAGAAUGAUCAGCACAUCCGAAGAGAUAGCUCAGGUUGGGACAAUAUCAGCAAACGGAGAACGAGAGAUUGGCGAGCUUAUUGCCAAAGCUAUGGAGAAAGUUGGCAAAGAGGGUGUUAUUACCAUAUCUGACGGGAAAACACUUAACAAUGAAUUGGAAGUGGUCGAGGGAAUGAAGUUGGACAGAGGCUAUAUAUCACCUUACUUCAUCACCAAUACAAAGAACCAAAAAUGUGAAUUAGAUGACCCUUUGAUUCUAAUACACGAGAAAAAAAUCUCUAGCUUAAAUUCUAUUGUUAAAGUUCUGGAGUUGGCUUUGAAGAAUCAAAGAUCCCUGCUGAUUGUUGCUGAAGAUAUUGAAAGUGAGGCAUUAGCCACACUCAUUCUUAACAAGCUCCGCGCUGGUAUUAAGGUUUGUGCCAUCAAAGCCCCUGGAUUUGGAGAAAGCCGAAAGUCAAAUUUGCAAGACCUUGCAAUUCUUACCGGAGGAGAGGUCAUAACCGAUGAACUUGGCAUGAACCUCGAAAAAAUGUCACCAGACAUGCUAGGGACUUGCAAAAGGGUUACAAUAUCAAAGGAUGAUACGGUUAUUCUCGACGGGGCUGGUGAUAAGAAAGCCAUUGAAGAACGAUGUGAACAGUUGAGAUCAUCAAUCGAAUUAAGCACUUCUGAUUAUGAUACCGAGAAGCUGCAGGAGAGACUAGCAAAGCUCUCUGGUGGCGUUGCGGUUUUGAAGAUUGGAGGAGCUAGUGAAGCGGAGGUUGGUGAGAAGAAGGAUAGGGUUACUGACGCUUUAAACGCUACAAAAGCUGCCGUCGAGGAAGGAAUCGUACCAGGUGGUGGUGUGGCUCUUCUAUAUGCUUCCAAGGAGCUCGAAAAGCUUCAGACUGCCAAUUUUGACCAGAAGAUCGGUGUUCAAAUAAUCCAAAAUGCUCUCAAGGCACCGGUGCACACGAUUGCUUCCAAUGCUGGAGUCGAAGGUGCUGUUGUUGUCGGAAAACUGUUGGAGCAGGAUAACCCUGAUAUCGGAUAUGAUGCUGCUAAAGGUCAAUACGUAGACAUGGUCAAGGAAGGAAUCAUCGACCCCCUGAAAGUCAUCAGGACAGCAUUAGUUGACGCCGCAAGCGUGUCAUCUUUAUUGACCACAACCGAAGCCGUAAUUGUUGAGCUUCCAAAAGAUAAGGAAUCGCCAGCAAUGACUCCAGGCAUGGGCGACUAUUAAUGUCACCAGUAACCCUUUUCAUUUCCUCCAUCAAUCAUUAUUUUCAAACUGUACAAUAAUUCAAAUUAGUACCGAUUUUGGUAGGCGUUUAGAUCCAAUUCUCAACCGAUCCAAAUUUUUAAGGGUUUUUUUUUUCGAUAUAUGCUUUUUAUUGAUGCAAAACCAUCAUGUAAUCUUCGGAGGGGUUGUGUUUAACUGGAAAUUAAUGAUAGCCAAGAACGUUUUUCGGUAA